UUAGCUCUAACCGAGCGGCGUGGCUCUUCUACCAGCCCCUAAUUGCUAUACGUGUAACAACCCCGUCCGAUUUGUCAUUCAGCUGUUGUCGACAGGAAACCACUAACAGCAGUCAACUGACACAGCCAAGAAUUUGGGUUUCUUCUCUCUCUCUCUGUGCUUUAAGGAUUAAAACAUAUCCAGAAGAGCUUAUGUGCUUAAGUACACACCCGGCAAAGGAUUUCUCAGAUCUGGAUGACUGCUAGAAUUUAAAGGGCUAUGCUAUAACCCGGCCAAGGAACGGACCGAGGAUGGGUUUGCUUGGGAGCAAAAACCAGCAUAUGCCUAAGGAGCAUUGUGACGGCAUGAAUAAGCAAAGGCAUCAUGUGUUUUCUAAGAAGAAGACUCCACCACCGCCCCCGGUCAGACCCAGGAAUUGCGCCUCACAUUUCAGCCAGUCAUCAGCCCAAGAGGACCACAUUGUGAUUGCCCUGUAUGACUUCACCUGCACAAGCGAACGAGACUUGGAGAUGGUCAAGGGAGAGAAACUUCAGGUCCUUUCAUGCGACGGUGACUGGUGGCUGGCAAAAUCUCUCACCACGGGGAGGAAAGGUUAUGUCCCCAGUAACUUCGUUGCGCAGGUGGAUACCUUGGAAGUGGAAAAGUGGUUUUUUAAAACUAUUAGCCGAAAGGAAGCCGAACGACUGCUUUUAGCUCCUGGUAACAAAGCCGGAGCUUUCCUUGUGAGAGAGAGUGAAACGUGCAAAGGUGCCUAUUCUCUGUCUGUGAGAGACAGUGAUGCUGCCAGCGGUGAUAUCAUCAAACACUACAGGAUCCGCACCCUGGACGGCGGGGGAUACUACAUCUCCCCAAGGACCACCUUCUCCUCGCUGCAUCAGCUCGUCCAUUAUUACUGCACCAAGGGCGACGGUCUUUGCCAGAAGUUGACGGUUCCAUGCACAACGCUGAUCCCCCAGAGACCCUGGGCGCAGGACGAAUGGGAGAUCCCACGGGAGUCCUUGAAACUUGUGAAGAAACUUGGUGCCGGGCAGUUUGGGGAAGUGUGGAUGGGCUAUUACAAGAGCAACAUAAAGGUGGCUGUGAAGACCUUGAAGGAAGGCAGCAUGUCCCCGGACGCCUUCCUGGCUGAGGCAAACCUGAUGAAGAGGCUCCAACAUGACAAGCUGGUCCGGUUGUAUGCCGUGGUCACCAAGCAGCCGGUCUACAUCGUGACAGAGUUCAUGGCCAAUGGAUGCUUGCUGGAUUAUCUGAAGACCGACGAAGGAGGCCAGUUGAAUCUCUCAAAACUCAUUGACAUGUCGGCCCAGGUGGCCGAAGGCAUGGCAUACAUCGAGAGAAUGAACUCCAUCCACCGCGACUUGAGAGCAGCGAACAUCCUCGUCUCAGAGAUGCUCUGCUGCAAAGUUGCUGACUUUGGCUUGGCCAGGAUAAUAGAAAAUGAAUACCUGGCACAGGAAGGUGCCAAAUUCCCUAUCAAAUGGACAGCGCCGGAAGCAAUUAACUACGGGGUUUUCACCAUCAAAUCCGAUGUCUGGUCUUUCGGCAUUCUCCUCACAGAGAUUAUCACCUACGGCAGGAUCCCAUAUCCAGGCAUGACCAACCCGGAGGUGAUCCGCAACGUGGAACGGGGCUACCGGAUGCCCUGCCCCGACUGCUGCCCCGGCGAGCUCUACAGCAUCAUCCUGAAGUGCUGGCGGACCAGGCCCGAGGAGCGGCCCACCUUUGAGUACCUGCAGUCCGUGCUUGAGGACUUCUACAUAGCCACGGAGAAGCAAUACGAACCAGAGCCAGGGCAGUAGCACCAGGCCACUGAGCCUGCAUGAGGCAGCGUGCUGGAGGAGAGGGGCCGUCUCCACGAUGCUGGCUGGAGGGGACUGUCAGGCUGUUCUGAUACGGCGCCCCAUGGACCUCUCAGCUGGACCUGCUCCCCCCCUUUGCUUCUGUGCCUUUGGGGAGGGGGUCUGAGAGGAGUGGGCAGGACACUCAGGACACAGAGACCAUGAGAAGUGCAAUCAGAAGUAAACCUCCUUCCUCAGCCCCUGGCACGGAGGUCCCAGCCCAGUGCCUGACAUCCAGAGCAGCCAGCACUGCUGCAACUGGGGUUUGUGGAGCCCCUGGCAGGGCAGAUGGCAAGCCAAGACUGACUGAGCCAUAGGGACUGAAUCCCUCCAGCCCGGUCCAUGCCUAGCAGGAUGGUCCCUUGCCCUGUCCCUGCCAGUGCUGCAGUCUCCUCUAGGUCAGCUGAGCACUUCUUUUUCCAAGGCUGCCCAUCUUGGCAGGGCCUGCCAUCCACCAAUAAAGACCCCCAAUAGACAGACCCUCUCUCGUGAUUAAACCUCUUUGGUCCCCGCAGCUGAUCCUGCUGCAGGCAAAGGUUGUACUACAUGAUCUCUACCUCCCGGCCCUACUUCGCUGUGAUUCUAUGGAAAAACCGCAGCCACGUGUGCUGCUUCCAAAGCAAAACCAGUUCCCAGGCCUCCAGCAGCCAUAGAGCGAAGCUAGCACUUGUAGCAGGUGUCGGUCAGCAGCUCCCAAGGUCUGCAGGCCUCAGGACAGACUUGCUAUGCAGGCAAGGGCAUGGGAUCCCAGCGCUCCCAGACCAGCCAGCUCCCCAAAGAGCCCUACAUUUCCCCAGCCCUGACCACUCAUGUGGCAAGCUGGCUCUGGAGCGGUGAACCAGCCCAUCCCAAGUCCUCCAGACUCCCAGCAUCACGGGGUAAGCUGAUAAAUUGCUCAACCCACAGCUGUAGCCUUCAUGUUAACUAAAGUCCUUUUGAUAAUUUUCCCCACAAUAAGGCUCUUGGUCACGCGGUCCAGGCCAAAUCCCACUGGGGCAUUGCAAUCUGCCUUCUUAAACAUGCUCCACAUUGCAAUCUAUGAAUUUCUUCUCCUAGCCCUUGCUCCAUGGCAGCAUCCCCCUCCCCAGGCAAACAUGCACAGGGGCUUAGCUUUCAGCACCUCUUAACUCCCUUCGCCCAUCGUUUUUCUUCCCCUUCCCCACUCUUUUUAUGGUAAUCACUGCACCGAUUUAGCAUCUGGGCUUUUUGCAGUCCUGUUGCAGCACCUGAUGAAAUCAGCUGUUGCUUCCAAAAGCUGAACCUACACAUCUCUGAUUUGGCUGGUUUAUAGGAAGCUAUCUUGCCUGACUCCAAAUGAAUCUGGCUAACUACUUCUGAGCCCGGCUGGACCAAAAGAUGCUAUAACUCUGUGAUCCCACCAGAGGUCACUCGGUCCUCACAAAUCCAGGGGAGUUAGAUGCACAGGCACAAGGCGUACCUGCUCUCUCUAUCCCAGGGGCAAAUCCAGUUGGCCCACAAAGGACAAGGAUGUUCCAGCAAAGUUCACUGCUUGUUGGCUGCCUUCCCGACCCUCCUUCCUUCACAGACACCCCUGACAAAUCCCUGGCUGCAAAUGCUGCUACCUUCCCCCAUGCAGUCUGCAAACCUGGUGGUUGUCUCUGUGCGGUAUGAGCUGGUAGAGUUAGGGUAGGGGAUCAUUUGUCUCCCACAGCCCUGCAGGCUUCACAUUUUCACCAUGGCCCACCGUGGCUGGGAGUUGGAUACAGAGGAAACCCGUGCUCUGAACAAAGACCCAGCCCCUGCUAGGGGAACCCAUGGACACAGGAUGAUGAGGCUGGGAGCCAGAAGGAUCCUGAGCACCGCUUUUCAGGUGUGGGCACGUCACUCCAUCACCAUCGUCAUCAUCACUGCAGCACCACCUAAGAGCCCCAGUCCUGGACCAGGAAUCCACUGUGUAAGGCACUGUACAAACGUCCCUCCCAGCACCCCUGGGAAGUGCACAGAGUGAAGUCAGUGGAGCUUUGCUGCUUUACACCAGAGGAGGAUCUGGAUCCAAACGUCUUGCCCACUCCCACAGCCUUUGCCUGGCUUAUGCUGCAUUGUCUUUGGCCAGGGACUGUGUCCAGAGGUUUUAAGGCCAGCCAGGAUGACGCUGGGCAGCAGGGGACCUCCUGCAUAAACACAGGCUGAAGUGUCCUAGCCAGACGCAUUGCUCCUAACCUCUUCCUCGCAAUGGGGAGGUUCUGGCCAAGCCGGAGACAAGAAGACUUCCCCUCACACUGCACAGCUGGUGCCUCCACCUCCUCAGGGAUGUUUUCUGGGCGUGGAGAGCAGGAUUUAACAUUGCCCCUACCUGUGCUUUCACUUGCUUUGGGCACUCAUCCUGCACCUCCUUCUCCUGGGCCCUCAACCCAGAGAGGAAACCCACCUAAAAGCCCCCUAGACUGGGAGAUCUGCUGACAUCAUCUGGGAGCUGCAUGGGGCAAAGGUCCUUUUUUUGCACCAUGUUGGUACCGCACCUUGCACUGCAGCUUCCAGGUCCAGGACUGGGGCUCUUAGGUGCUGCUGCAGGGAUGAAGAUGCUGCUGCUGAUGAUCGCGGUGAUGCAAGCAGAUGAGGUCGCAAUUGGGAAGUUCUGUGGUUACGAGACCGUUCGGAUGACAGCAGACCUUGGGGCUAAUCCUAUUUUGAUUAUCAGGGAGCGUGAUUAAAUAAAAUGGCUAUGUUGUAAAAAUACA
This is a messenger RNA of Alligator mississippiensis (American alligator), 4537 nucleotides long. RefSeq names its product BLK proto-oncogene, Src family tyrosine kinase (gene BLK). Gene Ontology annotation, cellular component: extrinsic component of cytoplasmic side of plasma membrane. The record is from RefSeq and is a predicted model, not a curated record. Gene Ontology annotation, molecular function: ATP binding; signaling receptor binding; non-membrane spanning protein tyrosine kinase activity. Bases 291 to 1799 code for a protein of 502 amino acids. Lineage: Eukaryota; Metazoa; Chordata; Crocodylia; Alligatoridae. The transcript has 13 exons. Gene Ontology annotation, biological process: cell surface receptor protein tyrosine kinase signaling pathway; innate immune response; protein phosphorylation.